CCGCCCUUCUCCCCCUCCCCUUCGCAUUCCUCUGAAGUGAGGGAAGAGCGUGAGGAAACGUCGAGCCACGUGACCAAGGGACGCGGCGAAGGAUCGUCCGGGCAGCCCGCCACGUGAUGCGAGGGAAGGCGGCGAGGGAGCUUGUGGUGACGACGCCGAGGAGAGACAGGAGCACGCGUGCGCACUGGCGUUUCCCUGGGCGCGAGGGGCAAGGGAGACGGGAGGGGCGGCGGAGUCCGGGCGAUGGUCACGUGGCUGCGCAGUGGCGUCGCGCGUCUCCGGGCAGAAGAAGGCGGCGGCCGCGGCGGCAGCAGCAGUUCCAGCAGCCGAGCCGUCCUGCUGAGGUCACGUGGCGCAGCGUCACCCGCCGCCGCGAGCCUUUCCCUCGUCGCGCGCCGCCGCGCCGCCCCCUCCCUCCCCCUGCCCUCUCUGCGCGAGGGGAGGGCAGGCGGGCGCGCAAAGAUGGCGGCGGCGAGUUAGAAAGCGGCUGAGGCGUCGAGGAGGGAGAGCAGCUCGGCGGAAGGAAUCCCGGCCAGAAUGGUGGAACCAGGACAAGAUCUGUUGCUUGCUGCUUUGAGUGAGAGUGGAAUCAGCCCAAAUGACCUGUUUGAUAUUGAGUCUACAGAUAUGGGUCUUGCAACCCCAGCUCCAGCUGUUCAGCAGGUUGAUAAACCAAAAACACUUAAAUUGGUUACUUCAGCCCCAGUUAGUGCCUUAGAACUGGGCAUGGAGACUGAAGCAUCACUUGCUGUUAAAACAGAACCACAGACUGCAUCUUCUCCAGCUGUACUGAACAUCAGGCAACCACCAUCAACUACAACCUUUGUGUUGAAUCAAAUAAACCAGCUUCCUACUCUGGGAACUACCAUAGUAAUGACAAAAACAACCCCAGUCACCACUACCAGGCAGACGAUCACUGUAGCAAAAAUUAUACAGACCAGCACCACUACCAGGCCGUCAGUUGCAGCGCCAGCAGUUCGGAAUGCCCUGACGUCCACAACUCCCAAGGACCAGAUCCAGCUAAAAGAUCUGCUAAAAAACAAUAGUCUUAAUGAGCUGAUGAAGCUGAAGCCACCUCCCAACAUUGCUCAGCCGGUUGCGACAGCUGCAACUGAUCUAAGCAAUGGUACUGUAAAAAAGGAGGCAUCUACUAAAGAGGUAGCAAGAAUAUGGAUAAAUGACAUGAAAAUGAGAAGCUUUUCUCCUACAAUGAAAGUUCCAGUAGCAAAAGAGGAAGAAGAGCCUGAAGAAGAAGAUGAAGAAGAAAUGGGUCAUGCAGAGACGUAUGCAGAGUACAUGCCCAUAAAAUUAAAAAUUGGUCUGCGUCAUCCUGAUCCAGUGGUAGAAACCAGCUCUCUCUCCAGUGUUACCCCUCCAGAAGUUUGGUAUAAGUCUUCAAUUCCUGAAGAGAGUAUUGAUAGUGGCUGGCUGUCAGCAUUGCAGCUUGAAGCUGUUACAUAUGCAGCACAGCAACAUGAAACAUUCCUACCCAAUGGAGACAGAGCUGGUUUCUUGAUAGGUGAUGGUGCAGGUGUAGGAAAAGGAAGGACCAUAGCUGGAAUAAUAUAUGAGAACUACCUCUUGGGUAGAAAAAGGGCAGUAUGGUUUAGUGUUUCAAAUGAUUUGAAAUAUGAUGCAGAAAGAGAUCUGAGAGAUAUUGGAGCAAAAAACAUUUUGGUUCAUUCAUUAAACAAGUUCAAAUAUGGAAAAAUUUCUUCAAAACACAACGGGAGUGUGAAGAAAGGUGUCAUAUUUGCCACCUAUUCCUCUCUUAUUGGAGAAAGUCAGUCUGGGGGCAAAUAUAAAACCAGGCUCAAACAACUUCUUCACUGGUGCGGAGAUGACUUUGAUGGAGUUAUAGUAUUUGAUGAAUGUCACAAGGCUAAAAAUCUUUGUCCUGUUGGGUCAUCAAAACCGACUAAGACAGGUUUGGCGGUUCUGGAGCUGCAGAAUAAACUUCCAAAAGCCAGAGUUGUCUAUGCUAGUGCCACAGGUGCAUCUGAGCCACGCAAUAUGGCAUAUAUGAACCGCCUUGGGAUAUGGGGUGAAGGAACUCCAUUUAGGGAGUUCAGUGACUUUAUUCAGGCUGUUGAAAGAAGGGGUGUAGGUGCCAUGGAAAUUGUUGCUAUGGAUAUGAAGCUACGAGGAAUGUAUAUAGCAAGGCAGCUGAGCUUUUCGGGUGUAACCUUCAAAAUUGAUGAGGUUCAGCUUUCACAUCACUAUGUUAAAAUGUACAAUAAAUCUGUAAAAAUGUGGGUAAGUGCCAGGGAGAAAUUCCAGCAAGCAGCCGACCUCAUUGAUGCUGAGCAACGGAUGAAGAAGUCUAUGUGGGGCCAGUUCUGGUCUGCCCACCAGAGAUUCUUCAAAUACCUCUGCAUAGCUUCCAAAGUGAAAAGGGUGGUACAGCUGGCACGAGAAGAAAUAAAGAAUGGCAAAUGUGUAGUCAUUGGGUUGCAGUCCACAGGGGAAGCAAGAACCUUAGAAGCUUUGGAAGAAGGUGGUGGAGAACUGAACGACUUUGUUUCCACAGCAAAGGGAGUAUUUCAGUCUCUCAUUGAGAAACAUUUCCCAGCUCCUGACAGGAAGAAGCUUUUUAGCUUGCUGGGAAUCGACUUGUCUGCUCAAAGUAAUAACAACUCUCCUAGAGACAGUCCUUGCAAGGAGGACAAAAUGAAGAAACGCAAAGGAGAAGAAAUAAGCAGAGAAGCCAAGAAAGCGCGUAAAACUGGCGGGCUAGCUGGGAGCAGUUCUGAUGAAAGCUACAGUGAGUCGGACAUCUCGGACAAUGAAGAGAGUGAUAAUGAGAGCUCCCGGUUCUUAAGCUCUGGGGAAGAUGAUGACUUCAACCCGUUUAAGGAUGAAUCUAGCGAGGAUGAUGAAGAUGACCCCUGGCUAAUUAGGAAAGAACAUAAGAAAAAUAAAGAAAAGAAAAAAAAGAAAAGCAUAGACCCAGAUUCCAUUCAGAGUGCCUUACUAGCGUCUGGACUUGGAUCCAAACGGCCCAGUUCUCUUUCUUCCACAGUAGUUACCUCCUCUACUACAAAUACGUCUGCUAACAGUAAUACGCAUACCAGCUAUGUAACAAGUCAGGAUGCCGUUGAGAGAGCCCAGCAGAUGAAAAAGGAGUUGCUUGAUAAAUUGGAAAAACUAUCAGAAGAUCUUCCUCCCAAUACACUGGAUGAACUUAUAGAUGAACUGGGUGGUCCUGAGAAUGUGGCUGAGAUGACAGGUCGCAAAGGGAGAGUCGUGAGUAAUGAUGAUGGCAGCAUCUCUUACGAGUCCAGGUCUGAGCUAGAUGUUCCUGUUGAAAUCCUAAACAUCACAGAGAAGCAAAGAUUCAUGGAUGGAGAUAAGAAUAUUGCCAUCAUUUCUGAAGCAGCCAGCUCUGGUAUUUCAUUGCAAGCAGAUCGACGAGCCAAGAACCAGAGGCGAAGGGUACAUAUGACUCUGGAGUUGCCGUGGAGUGCAGAUAGGGCAAUACAGCAGUUUGGCCGAACGCACAGGUCCAACCAAGUGACCGCACCAGAAUAUGUCUUCCUAAUAUCUGAACUGGCUGGAGAACAAAGAUUUGCGUCAAUCGUUGCCAAACGCCUGGAGAGCUUGGGAGCUCUCACUCAUGGCGACCGAAGAGCAACAGAAACAAGAGACCUCAGCAGGUUCAACUUCGACAACAAGUAUGGCCGAAAUGCAUUGGAAAUAGUGAUGAAGUCCAUUGUGAACUUAGACUCGCCGUUGGUGUCUCCACCUGCUGACUAUCCAGGAGAAUUCUUUAAAGAUGUCCGUCAGGGUUUAAUAGGUGUGGGCCUAAUAAAUGUAGAAGACCGGUCUGGAAUUCUAACGCUUGACAAAGAUUACAACAAUAUAGGGAAAUUUCUAAACCGGAUUCUGGGUAUGGAAGUGCAUCAGCAGAAUGCUUUAUUCCAGUAUUUCUCAGACACGUUAAAUGCAGUAAUACAGAAUGCUAAAAAGAAUGGAAGAUAUGACAUGGGCAUUUUAGAUCUGGGUUCAGGAGAUGAGAAAGUGAGGAAGGCAGAUGCUAAAAAAUUCCUCACACCAGGAUAUUCUACCUCAGGACAUGUUGAAUUGUAUACUAUAAGCGUGGAGAGAGGGAUGUCUUGGGAAGAAGCAACUAAGAUUUGGGCUGAACAGACUGGACCAGAAGAUGGAUUUUACUUAUCACUUCAGAUACGAAACAAUAAGAAAACUGCCAUCCUGGUGAAAGAAGUGAAUCCCAAAAAGAAGCUUUUUCUAGUAUAUAGACCAAAUACCGGAAAACAAUUGAAAUUGGAGACGUAUGCAGAAAUAAAGAAAAAAUAUAAAAAGGUUCCUUCUGACGAUGCUGUGGCCCACUGGCUAGAGCAGUACACGUCAUCAGCAGACACUUGCACCCAUGCUUACUGGAGAGGCAACUGCAAAAAAGCAGGCCUGGGCCUGGUUUGUGAAGUUGGCCUGCGCUGUCGGACGUACUAUGUCCUGUGUGGUUCAGUCCUAAGUGUCUGGACAAAGGUAGAAGGAGUUCUAGCCUCAGUAAGCGGUACAAAUGUUAAAAUGCAGAUCGUUCGGCUACGGACGGAGGAUGGACAGAGGAUUGUAGGCUUGAUCAUUCCCGCAAAUUGUGUGUCUCCCCUUGUAAACCUGCUUUCGACAUCAGACCAGUCACAACAGCUUGCAGUGCAACAGCAACAAAUUUGGCAGCAGCAUCACCCACAGAGCAUUACCAACUUCAACAAUGCAUAAGAAAAGAGAGUCUUUGGUAUUUGGCUGUACAAGCGUAUCAUUGCAUUUUUAAAAAAUAUCAGGGACAGAUUCCAAAGAAAUAACUUUCAGUUCCAUCAUGCUCUCUUAGAACUGUGCAGAAGUGGAGAGACACCUGAAGGGUGGUCAAACUGAAAGCCAAACAUUGUUUCACAGUGGUCCAUGUGUCCUUUUUUUACCCCCCCCCCCAAAUGCUCUUUAUAGAGCUGCUUCUUUUUACAAAAAAUGUUUGUCCUACUUAAGCUACAAACCAUGACUUUUUGUUUUUGAAGAGGCUUGAAAAUUCCCAACCAACCUAUCCAUUCACCUUGUCAUACAGUGCUCAGGGUUUAAUGCAGUACAUCGGUGCCAUUGCUGCGGGAGAGGUCCUCAGAUGCAUGUAUUUUGAGUUCAUAUUGUAGAGAUGAUAUAUAUAAUUGUGGCAACACAGGUCUCAAUAAAAAAGUACAUUUAUUUAAAAAGCAGCAUGAAAAUUUAAAAGUUUGCAAACCACACAUUCAAGUUUGUUCCCCAUUUUUGUUUGGGCUGUGCAUGUCUUUGGAUUAGGCAUGAGCAGGAUCUCCUACACAAAAAGUCAACGUGGAAAAGGAAGAGAGAGACAAUCUCAGUACAGCAUUGAGGAUUGCAUUUUAAGAAAAAGGCCCAGCAAAUGCAUUUUCUGGCUUUCUUCUAGAGGUUAUAUAUUUGAAUCUGCAACAUGUUUGUGUGCGUAUGUGAUGAAAACAUCUUAAAUUUUUAAAGUUCCUUUUUUUAAAUGUGUUAAUGGUGUUCCUAAUUGUGUGCUGCAAGAAUGGCUUUAAAAAAGCCUGAUUUAUUUUCUUUUUUCUUUCCUUCUCAAAUUUUUCUUUUAUCCAGUGAGGUUUUUAGGAAACACAAGUGCAAAUUUACUUCCAUUUCACAUUACAGCCCUUUUAAAAAAAGUUUUCGUUUUUUGUUACUCAAUACUUGAGCUGUAAAUGAGACAUGGGGGGGAGGGGGGCAGCGGCACAUGAGGGUCCGAUGUGUAUGCUGGGUUGAUUUUUUUCCCCCCGUUGCCCCGUAACUUGAAUACUUUUGUUUAUGUUGUAAGACAUUGUAGAGUUUAUCCUGGAGCUGUUUAAAAUUGUAAAUGUACAAAAUGUGAAUAGUCACUUAUCUAAAAAAUAUGGGUAAGUUUUGUUUUGCCUAUAAUAGUAGAUGUUUAUAAAGAAAGUGAAGGACAAUGUUUGUCAUUUUUCUUCUUGCUUGCACAGGUUGCACUAUUGAAAAUUUGAGAUUGUAUAAACCUGUCCACAGAACUGCAAGAUACCAAAAUCUUGUAGGUGUCAAAUAAAUAAAAAAGCUAUUGUUCUAACAA
Molecule: messenger RNA, 6091 nt
Organism: Podarcis raffonei (Aeolian wall lizard)
Lineage: Eukaryota; Metazoa; Chordata; Lepidosauria; Squamata; Lacertidae
Gene: SBNO1
Product: strawberry notch homolog 1
Exons: 32
Coding region: 538-4737 (1399 amino acids)
Biological process (GO): regulation of DNA-templated transcription
Cellular component (GO): nucleus
Molecular function (GO): histone binding; chromatin DNA binding
Source: RefSeq, a predicted model, not a curated record